Asparagus officinalis (garden asparagus) is the source of this 1804-nucleotide messenger RNA. RefSeq names its product isocitrate dehydrogenase [NADP]-like. The coding region runs from base 19 to 1479 and encodes 486 amino acids. Lineage: Eukaryota; Viridiplantae; Streptophyta; Magnoliopsida; Asparagales; Asparagaceae. Gene Ontology annotation, biological process: isocitrate metabolic process. The record is from RefSeq and is a predicted model, not a curated record. The transcript has 16 exons. Gene Ontology annotation, cellular component: mitochondrion. Gene Ontology annotation, molecular function: isocitrate dehydrogenase (NADP+) activity; magnesium ion binding; NAD binding.
UUUCCCAUUCCUUUCUCGAUGGUGCAGCGGGCUCUCCACCUCAGUAGACUCAGAGCAAUGCCCGCUCUCUCCUCCUCCUCUUCUUCUUCGCCCCUCGCAAUAAACCCUAACCCUAACAAAAAGCUCUCCGAUCUCAGGCUCUUCAAUGGAUUACGAUGUAAAAAUCCCUCUUUUCUUUCACUCAGCAACCCCCCUCGAUCCGCUUCACUCCGCUGCUUCGCCUCGCUCGCCGCCGACAGGAUCAAAGUCGCCAACCCCAUAGUCGAGAUGGACGGGGAUGAGAUGACGAGGAUCAUCUGGAGGAUGAUCAAGGACAAGCUUAUUCUUCCUUAUCUGGACUUGGAUAUCAAGUAUUUUGACUUGGGACUCCCCAAUCGAGACGCCACCGAUGAUAGGGUCACUGUCGAAAGUGCUGAAGCUACACUUCAGUAUAAUGUUGCUGUCAAAUGCGCGACCAUAACUCCUGAUGAAACUAGGAUGAAGGAGUUCAAGCUCAAGUCCAUGUGGAGGAGUCCGAAUGGUACAAUACGGAAUAUUCUAAAUGGAACUGUUUUUCGUGAGCCAAUUCUUUGCCGGAAUAUACCACGGAUUAUUCCAGGCUGGAAGACACCCAUAUGCAUUGGCAGACAUGCAUUCGGAGAUCAAUAUCGUGCCACAGAUAUGAUUAUUAAUGGCCCUGGAAAGCUCAAAAUGGUCUUUAUGCCUGAAGAUGGAGAUGCACCUGUGGAGUUAAAUGUUUAUGAUUUUAAAGGCCCUGGAAUAGCACUAGCUAUGUACAAUGUUGACGAGUCUAUCCGGUCUUUUGCUGAGUCAUCAAUGUCCAUGGCAUAUGCAAAAAGGUGGCCACUUUACUUGAGCACCAAAAAUACGAUUCUGAAAAAAUACGACGGCAGGUUCAAGGAUAUAUUUCAGGAGGUAUAUGAAGAGAAAUGGAAGCAAAAAUUUGAAGAGCAAUCAAUAUGGUAUGAACAUCGGUUGAUUGAUGAUAUGGUGGCCUAUGCAUUGAAAAGCGAUGGUGGAUAUGUGUGGGCUUGUAAAAACUAUGAUGGAGAUGUGCAAAGUGAUUUUCUGGCUCAAGGGUUUGGUUCUUUGGGACUCAUGACAUCUGUCUUGUUGUCAUCGGAUGGAAAAACAUUAGAAGCUGAAGCAGCUCAUGGAACAGUGACUAGACAUUUCAGGCUGCACCAGAAGGGACAGGAGACUAGCACAAACAGUAUUGCUUCCAUAUUUGCGUGGUCACGUGGACUUGAACACAGAGCAAAGCUUGACAAGCAUGACAGACUCGUGGAAUUUGUUCGGAAACUCGAGUCUUCAUGUGUUGAAACGGUGGAGUCAGGAAAAAUGACUAAGGAUCUUGCCCUUCUUGUCCAUGGUCCCAAGGUAUCAAGAGAGUUUUACCUGAGCACGGAGGAAUUUAUUGAUGCUGUUGCGCAGAACCUGAAAGAUAAGAUUCAAGUGGCAACGGCAGCGGUUGUGUAGAUAUUGGUUGUUUGCAUGUCAGUUUUGUUUGGCAGGCACAAACAGUAGUAGUGAAUCAGUGACCCGAUUGAGGUCUUAGUGACAUGAGGACGAAGCUAAGGGCUUACCAAUAAUAACAGAUACGAACAAGCAGGAGGAGCUAUAUAAAUAUUCUAAUAAUUUUGGUACAUAUACACAACUGUUAUACACAAUUGUUAAUGUGAAUGAUAUAGAUUUUGAAUUGUGGAUAAUUGUUGUAUUCUUGCCGGAAUAUUUUCCCGUGAGUUAUCACAAGCAGCUACUUGGUUGGGCUUGGGCCGAGAAAGCAUGCUGAUGCUUAUCUUUA